AUGAUUGAACGCGGUUUUUGUGCAGACGACAUGGGCGGGUUGAUUAACACAAACGCGCAACAAAUGUCGGGAUUUCAGAAUCCCUACAGCGGAAGUGGGCAUUUCAGCCAAAUGUAUCCUUCCAGCCAGCGCCCUUCGUUCGCAAUCCAAGAGCUUCUGGGCUUGAGCAACCCAACAUGCAGACAGAAUGUGAGCCCCGAUAUUCUAGAAUCACAGGCCGCAAUGUCGUCUGGUAACUUCAUGUACUUUUCGCGGGACCUGCCCAUGUACAAUCCAUGCGCCGGAAACUACAACCCAUCAACAGCACCGGCUCCUGUACACCAAGAACCAAUGGGUCAAGCUUACGUCAACGUUUCUAACGUCAGAGAUUCUCUACCGCCGCCGUCGCACCAAUCAAACUCAACCUCGCCUUUUUGUCCAUGGCGCGUCCCUGAGAGUCUGACGCAGACGACAAUGCCGAACCAGCACAUGCACGUCAUGCCGCCCAUGAUGUCACGGACGGCGGACGGACCCAUGUACAACUAUAAAAUGUCACCAAAUGCCGACCACAAUGGGUCGCCAGGGCUUCAGGUGUCUCCCUGUGGUCUACAGUCGCCGACCGCAAAAUUUGAGGGAGCAGAUGGCGGCGUCGGCGGCAAGGGAAAGAACAAGAAGAAACGGCGCCGACACAGGACGAUCUUCACGGCGUACCAGCAGGACGAGCUAGAGAAGGCGUUCAAGGACGCCCACUACCCGGACCUGUACGCCCGAGAGGUGCUUGCUCUCAAAAUAGACCUCCCCGAGGACAGAAUUCAGGUGUGGUUCCAGAACCGGCGUGCCAAAUGGCGAAAGACGGAGAAGACUUGGGGGAAGAGUAGCAUCAUGGCGGAAUACGGACUGUACGGCGCCAUGGUCCGCCAUGCACUUCCGCUUCCAGACUCCAUCGUGAAGAGCGCAGAUAGAGGCAUCGACCAGUCGUCCGCGCCGUGGCUGCUAGGAAUGCAUAAAAAAUCGUUAGAAGCAGCUAGCAAAAUGAAGGAAGAAGAAGAAACGGAAGAUGAUGAAGAAGACAGAAAACGUGAGCCGGACGGUGACGUCAAAACUGAGAGCAUUGCAGCACUGCGCGCACGUGCACAACAACACAGCUCGAAAAUGCUUCAGGUGCUAGAAAAGGGAGAUAAUACUGGAAAAGGAAAGAAUAACUCUAUUAAUAAUUAUAAUGGGUCAUAUUUGUCACACAAUGGCCCAGAGCGAUACGAUCAUGGACUAUCUAAUUAG
This is a messenger RNA of Mya arenaria, 1257 nucleotides long. Its product is annotated as transcription factor LBX1-like. The transcript is spliced from 5 exons. Gene Ontology annotation, cellular component: nucleus. The record is from RefSeq and is a predicted model, not a curated record. Bases 1 to 1257 code for a protein of 418 amino acids. Gene Ontology annotation, biological process: regulation of transcription by RNA polymerase II. NCBI's taxonomy places the organism in Eukaryota, Metazoa, Mollusca, Bivalvia, Myida, Myidae. Gene Ontology annotation, molecular function: sequence-specific double-stranded DNA binding; DNA-binding transcription factor activity, RNA polymerase II-specific.